AUGGAGGAAGAGCGUCUCUGGAAGUUCCGAAGGCCCGAGUGGCUUAACAGCGUCUGGGCCCGCAACUCUGGUGUCUACGGCGCAGGAGCUAUUUUCUCCAUCGCUUUCUAUAUUAUGCUCGACUCCGCCGUCUGGUCCAAAUCUCCGCGCAACGGCUCCGAUAUCCACGUCAAGUUUGUUGACUGGCUGCCCUUCAUCUUCUCCAGCUUGGGCAUGCUUAUCAUCAAUUCGGUCGAGAAGCAACGAUUGAGCGCCGAUUCCUUCAGUUAUAGCGGAAAUGGGGUGGCAUGGAAGGCUCGCGUCGUCUUGUUCCUCGGCUUCGCAGCUCUUGCUGGAGGAAUGGCUGGUGGUGUUACCGUCUUUGUUCUCAAGUUUGUUGUCCCAAGCGUCGCAAUGCCUGCGCUGGGUAUGGGUAUUGAGAACGUACUCAGCAACGCUCUGGUGGGCGUGAGUUCCGUCGUUCUUUGGAUCAGCCAGAACAUGGAAGACGAGUACGCCUACAACCUUUCUCUGUAA
Messenger RNA from Fusarium pseudograminearum CS3096, 516 nucleotides. RefSeq lists its product as uncharacterized. Gene Ontology annotation, biological process: late endosome to vacuole transport via multivesicular body sorting pathway; protein targeting to vacuole. NCBI's taxonomy places the organism in Eukaryota, Fungi, Ascomycota, Sordariomycetes, Hypocreales, Nectriaceae. The transcript has 3 exons. The record is from RefSeq and is a predicted model, not a curated record. The coding region runs from base 1 to 516 and encodes 171 amino acids. Gene Ontology annotation, cellular component: Vps55/Vps68 complex; fungal-type vacuole membrane.